Molecule: messenger RNA, 3473 nt
Organism: Teleopsis dalmanni
Lineage: Eukaryota; Metazoa; Arthropoda; Insecta; Diptera; Diopsidae
Product: dynein heavy chain 5, axonemal-like
Exons: 11
Coding region: 3-3473 (1156 amino acids)
Biological process (GO): microtubule-based movement
Cellular component (GO): dynein complex
Molecular function (GO): dynein light intermediate chain binding; dynein intermediate chain binding; minus-end-directed microtubule motor activity
Source: RefSeq, a predicted model, not a curated record
CUAUGGACGAUCUAGCCGGUGCCGAAGAGCAAUUACGUGAACGAGAAGAAGCACUGCAAGCUGUUAAGAAUCAGUACGACGAGGCAGUAGGUGAAAAGCAGCGUUUAACAGAUGCAGCCAAUGUAUGCUUACGUAAGAUGACUGCAGCUACUGCGCUCAUUAAUGGUCUCUCGGAUGAAAAGCAUCGUUGGACAAAUCAAAGCAAAGAGUUUAAAAUUCAACUGGGAAAGCUAGUUGGUGAUGUGUUAUUAGCUACCGGAUUUCUUUCAUAUUGUGGUCCAUAUAAUCAAGAGUUUCGUGCAAAUCUGAUUAAAACUUGGAUGGGCAUACUUAAGCACAAAAGCAUACCAUUUACCACAGGCUUAAAUCUAAUAAGUAUGUUAGUCGACUCAUCGACAGUGUCUGAAUGGACUUUGCAGGGCUUACCAAAUGAUGAGUUAUCAGUGCAAAAUGCUUUGAUAGCUACUAAAUCAAGUAGUUACCCACUUUUAAUUGAUCCACAAACACAAGGCAAAAUUUGGAUAAAAUCAAAAGAGGAUCAAAAUGAGUUACAAAUCACAUCACUUAAUCAUAAAUAUUUCCGUACACAUUUAGAGGACUCUUUGUCAUUGGGUCGUCCACUAUUAAUCGAAGAUGUAGGCACAGAAUUGGAUCCCGUUAUUGAUAAUGUGCUGGAGAAAAAUUUUAUUAAGUCUGGCAGUAUCGAGAAGGUGUUGGUUGGUGAUAAGGAAUGUGAUGUCAUGCCUGGAUUUAUGCUAUACAUAACAACAAAAUUACCGAAUCCACCAUUCAGUCCAGAAGUGAGCGCAAAAACUUCAAUUAUAGAUUUCACAGUAACUAUGCGUGGUUUAGAAGAUCAGUUAUUAGGUCGUGUUAUAUUAAUGGAAAAAUCAGAAUUGGAAGCAGAACGUGUAGCACUCUUUGAAACUGUUAUGCAAAAUCAACGCAACAUGAAGGAAUUGGAAGGUAAUCUAUUGUAUCGCUUAAGUUCCUCACAGGGUUCGCUGGUAGAUGAUGAGGCACUUAUUGAGGUUUUGCGUGUAACUAAAACCACAGCUGAAGAGGUAAACCAGAAGUUAAAAAUAUCUGAAGUAACUGAAAGGAAAAUUAUGAAAGCACGUGAAGAGUUUCGUGCAGUGGCAGCAAGAGGCUCUAUACUUUAUUUUCUAAUUGUUGAAAUGAGUAAUGUAAAUGUAAUGUACCAGAACUCUUUAAAACAGUUUUUAGUUAUAUUCAACAAUUCUAUUACAAAAUCUACAAAAUCAAGUGUCACUGAGGAGCGCAUUAACAUUAUUUUACGUUAUUUAACUUAUGAAGUAUAUAAGUUUACCAAUCGCAGUUUAUAUGAGCGACAUAAGCAACUCUUUACAUUGAUGCUUGCCAUUAAGAUUGAUUACCACAAUGGCAUCAUCAGUCAUGAGGAGUUCAUGGCAUUUAUAAAGGGCGGUGCAUCCUUGGAUCUCAAUGCUGUUACACCAAAACCUUUUCGCUGGAUAUUAGAUAUAACAUGGCUUAAUUUAGUUGAGAUUAGUAAAUUGGAAACAUUUUCCAAUGUACUAGAAAUGAUUGAAUUAAAUGAGAAAGAAUGGCGAGUUUGGUAUGAAGCAGAGAAGCCGGAAAGUGAAGAAAUACCCUGCGGUUACCAGAUCUCUCUAGAUGGUUUUCGAAAGUUACUAUUAAUACGUUCAUGGUGUCCAGAUCGUACUAUUUCGCAGGCUAAACGUUAUAUUGAGGAAUCACUUGGCUCCGAAUAUGGAGAAAUGCAAAUAUUAGAUCUUGAAGCUACUUGGCUUGAAUCUGAACCGCGUACACCAUUUGUUUGCUUAUUAUCUAUAGGUUCCGAUCCUACCACGCAAAUUGGGGCAUUAGCAAAACAGAAAACCAUACCACUUAAAAGCGUUUCAAUGGGUCAAGGUCAGGAAUUUCAUGCGCGCAAAAUGAUAUUGGAAUCAAUGGCUGGUGGUGGUUGGGUAUUGCUACAAAAUGUACACCUUUCGCUACCAUUUUGUGCGGAAAUUAUUGAUAUGUUAGUCGAGACAGAACACAUUGAUGAAACAUUUCGCAUGUGGGUCACAACAGAGCCGCAUACAGAUUUUCCAAUUGGUUUGUUGCAAAUGGCAAUUAAAUUUACGAAUGAACCACCACAAGGCAUAAGGGCAAGCAUGAAGCGUAGUUAUCAGUCGUUCACUCAAGAUUUUCUUGAUUACACUUCCGCACCACAAUGGCCACCGCUGCUUUACACUGUCGCUUUUUUACAUACCAUAGUGCAGGAGAGACGAAAAUUUGGCCCACUUGGUUGGAAUGUCCCAUAUGAGUUUAACCAAGCUGAUUUUGCUGCUAGCGUGCAAUUCGUACAAAAUCAUCUUGAUGAAAUGGAUCCCAAGAAGGGUGUCUCUUGGCAGACAUUAGUAUACAUGAUUGGUGAAGUGCAGUAUGGCGGACGUGUAACUGAUGACUUUGACAAACGUCUGCUGACAACAUUUACAGCUGUUUGGUUUUGUGAGGCUUUGUUGACGAAUUCUUUUGAGUUUUAUAAAGGAUAUAAAGUACCAAGCACAAAGAAUUUACAAGGAUUUAUUGAUUAUAUUAAUAGCUUACCAGCUUAUGAUACGCCAGAAGUUUUUGGCUUGCACUCAAAUGCGGAUAUUACAUAUCAGAUUAAUUCAGCGAAAGGCAUUUUGGAUACAAUUUUGAGCGUACAACCCAAAGAGGGCGGUGGUGGUGGUGGCGAAACACGGGAGAGUAUUGUAUAUCAAUUGGCUGAUGACAUGCUGCGAAAGCUACCGGCACAGUACAAUGCAUAUGAGGUGCGUGAGAACCUGACGCGGAUGGGCAUUUUACUGCCAAUGAACAUUUUCCUUAGGCAAGAGAUCGAUCGCAUGCAAAAAGUUAUUAAAAGAGUGCAUUCGUGCCUGUGUGAUUUGAAAUUGGCAAUUGAUGGCACAAUUGUAAUGAGUCCCGCACUGAAGGAGUCCUUAGAUGCUAUGUACGAUGCGCGCAUACCAGAAAGUUGGAUGAAGAUAUCCUGGGAGUCAACAACAUUGGGCUUUUGGUACACUGAAUUGUUGGAGCGAAAUGGACAAUUUCGUACUUGGAUUUCAACGGAUCGGCCAAAAGUUUUCUGGAUGACAGGAUUCUUUAAUCCACAAGGAUUUUUGACCGCCAUGCGACAAGAAGUAACACGAGCACAUAAAGGUUGGGCUCUCGACUCCGUGGUGUUGCAAAACCAAAUAACACGUUACAACAAAGAGGACAUAACCGAGUAUCCAACGGAGGGUGUAUACGUGCAUGGACUAUUUCUCGAAGCAUCGCAAGAUGUUUUCUCUUGGGCCACUUUUGACGAGCGCUUGGCAAGUGUUCUGGAUGUCAAACUUGAGAACGUUGCUAAGAAAGAUGAUCUGCAAGUAUUGAGAGAAGAAAUCAAUUGCUUAAAACAAGAAAAUACUUCACUCAAGAAGAAUUGUGCCGGUUAA